This is a messenger RNA of Aspergillus pseudonomiae, 651 nucleotides long. RefSeq lists its product as uncharacterized. NCBI's taxonomy places the organism in Eukaryota, Fungi, Ascomycota, Eurotiomycetes, Eurotiales, Aspergillaceae. Bases 98 to 526 code for a protein of 142 amino acids. The record is from RefSeq and is a predicted model, not a curated record. The transcript has a single exon.
GGGCUGUUGUGACUCUACUGAGAUCUAUUACUUAACCCUUGUGCAGUACAAGUCUUUGUCUCUCGCCAGUCGACAGUCAACAAGGCAGCCUUCCAGAAUGACAGUGAACACAACACAACCCACCUCAACCUCGGGAUCCCCUCUCAGGCUCGAGCAUGCAACCCUCGAGGAUAUCCCAGAGUUAAUUGACGUCUGGUACGACGCAUUUAAUACCCCAGAGAUGCUAGCCAUUUGGCCGGACACCCCCGGUGUACGACAAUGGUGGGACCACGCCAACCGCUACGACAUGCUACACAAGCCUCUAGAGAAAUAUCUCAAGGUUGUCGAUACAAGGAACGGUCGGAUUGCAGCAUAUGCCAAGUGGUCACUACAGACGGCUGAAGAGCGUGGGCCUCGGUUUCCCGCAUGGCACCCGGAGAUGAACCAUGAGCGUAACGACGCAUUUGUCGGAAAUAUGGAGGCCGGUCGUGCCAGGUUGGUCGGGGGAAAGAAGAACUUUUGUAUGUUGGCUUUCUACGUGAAGUAACCCUCGCAGGAAUCACUGACAUCCAUACAAGAUCUCGAUAUGGUGUGUACGCAUACUGACUAUCAGAAAAUGGGCGCUGCUCGGAUGCUGAUUGGAUGGGGUUGUCAAAUGGCUGACCAAGAAGG